CAUGACUUCCAAGAGCCAGUGAACACAUCCUGAAAGGCACAGGAGAUGUGAAGAACACACCGUCAGCUCCACUAGGAUCAGAGCUCAGGAGGCUGCCUCCCCUGCACUCAAAUUUUUUUUUUGCCAUUUCUUCCUGUGCCUUUACAUCAGUAUAUUUCUUUUUUUUUAUUAUUAUUUCUUUUUUUUAUUCCUGGACAUCUGUAUGAUCAUGUACCCAAUGUUUUACUCAAACACAUUCCUAGUGCUGCUCAGUGCCAUCCUCUGGGGGCACAGCGAUUCAGAGACGCGUGUCGUGAGUGGUCGGAAGGUUUGUUAUGCAGAUUAUAAACAUCCAUGCUACAAAAUAGCUUUUUUUCAAGACUUAACAGCACGGGUUGGCUACCAUCAGGCACAUCAAGUCUGCGAUGUGGAAGGAGGCCAUCUUCUGAGCAUUGAAAGUGAAGCAGAGCAAAAACUCAUUGAGAGAAUGCUACAAAAUCUUACAAAUUCAGGAUCUGGAAAAUCGGAUGGAGAUUUCUGGAUUGGACUCUCAAGAAACCGAGAAAGAAUGGCUUCAUCUGGUGCUUGUCCAGACCUCUAUGAGUGGGAUGAUGGAAGCACCUCCCAAUUCAGGAAGUGGUAUGCGGAUGAGCCGUCUUGUGGCAGUGAAGCCUGUGUUGUCAUGUAUCAUCAGCCAACGGCACAUCCUGGCCUAGGAGGCCCAUAUCUGUACCAGUGGAACGAUGACCGGUGUAAUAUGAAGCACAAUUUUAUAUGUAAAUACCCUCCUGAAAAUAUCCUAGAGAAAGAAUUAGGAGACAGAGCAGAGCCACACCAUGACCCAGAGUCUCCUGUGACCACAGAUGUAACCCUAGCUACAGUCAAGCCGGAGGACUCCUCUCAUGUAUCUGUGGCUGAAACAGGAAUAAUGCCAAACCUAAUCUAUGUUAUUAUACCCACCAUACCGCUGCUGCUGCUGAUACUGGUGGCGUUCGGGACCUGCUGUUUCCAAAUGCUACAUAAAAGACUCAAGCUUCAGUCCCAGGAGCCUUCAGCACAUGCUCUAGAAGAUGAAGAUAUGAAGGAGGAUUCGCAUGGCUACAGCGUGAAAGUCAGCAAGCAAAGAACGUUCAAAGACCAGCCCAACUCAAUCUACCCUGUGGAUUUCCAAAGCCCCGAGGAGCGAUAUCACUAUGGAGGUUUAACAAAACAAUGACUCAUAUCACCACCACGCGAGGAAAAUGUAUCAAAAUGUAUUUUCUGGAUCAGUAGACUUUAAAGCAUCCGCUUGGAAUGACUUGCUAUCUCAGCAGCAUCAGUAUUCUGUUCAGCGAGAACGGCUCCCCCUUGAGGCACAUUUUAAGAACACUUUUGUAAUUCUCAUGUUUGAUUCAUAAGUAAACCGGCAUCCGAGUCUUGCUCCGUUUAGAAUAAAGAAGCCUAUGUUUAUUUUGCUGGUUGAAAAUCUUCAAUUACCAUGCAGCAGAGGAAAGGGACAAUACCUCUUUCAAUUUAUACGAAGAAAUGUUCUGUAUGUUUGACACUGUUUGCAAUGAGAAUGGUUGAUUUUAUUAUCCUGUUCCUUAUGUAUUGUACUUUUUG
Bufo bufo (common toad) is the source of this 1581-nucleotide messenger RNA. RefSeq names its product chondrolectin (gene CHODL). Bases 203 to 1195 code for a protein of 330 amino acids. Gene Ontology annotation, biological process: positive regulation of axonogenesis. Gene Ontology annotation, cellular component: cytoplasm. The record is from RefSeq and is a predicted model, not a curated record. The transcript has 8 exons. Lineage: Eukaryota; Metazoa; Chordata; Amphibia; Anura; Bufonidae.